AAUUCGAUACCAACGUUAUAACGUGCCGGCCUACCUGCCGUCCAUGAUUCAGUUUCUAGUCAAUCACAACCACCAUAAUUCCAUUUCCAUUAUUAUUCAUUAUACCACAAAUCACUUGUUUAAUGCCCUUAAUUAACCCUCUUUCUUCUUCAUUCAUUGCUGCUGCUGCUGACAUUGUCAUUUCAUACCACUUCAAUCCCCCCAAAAUCUCCACAAAUCCUCCCUAAUUUCUUAUAAAUUCUUCAUCUUGCUGUUAUUUCUCGACCGAUCAAACAUUCCAGUUGUGUUUUCCGGCUAAUCAACUUCAGUUACUGUUUAUUUACGCGUAGAUUUGGGUUUUUUUUUUCAUUCAGACAUUAGAUCGAACAGGUGGUGGGCAAAUGGCUGUGUAAGUUUACAGAUUUAAUAUGCAUUUUGAUUGAUGUUGAUUUGCUUAAGAUCAUGACUUCCAAUCGCCCAGAUUUCAAUUUCAAAUCUUCAUCAUCUACAUCCAGUAGGAACUCAGAUAAUAUUAAUACCCAGAUUCGAAAUGUUGAUUUACAACCUUCGUCUUCUCAGUUAAGCAUUCAGUCGAACAGUUGGCGACACUCUUCCAAUCUUGGAUCAAGGGGUGUACGCCAUGGAUCUCGAAGUGGGGUUGACUCAGAAGGGUUUAGUAUGUCCCGAAAAGAAAUCGAAAUCGAUGAUGAUGAUGCAAGGUUGGUGUAUGUAAACAAUCCAGUGAAAACAAAUGAAAGUUUUGAGUUUUCGGGGAAUUCGAUUCGAACAGGGAAGUACUCUGUGAUCACAUUCUUGCCUAGGAAUUUGUUUGAACAGUUUCAUAGAGUUGCUUAUUUGUAUUUCUUGAUAAUUGCUAUUUUAAACCAGCUUCCCCAGCUGGCGGUGUUUGGGCGUGGUGCGUCUAUUUUUCCGUUAGCUAGUGUGUUGUUUGUUACCGCGGUUAAAGAUGGGUAUGAGGAUUGGAGACGGCAUAAGUCUGAUAAGAUUGAGAACAACCGGAUGUCGUAUGUUCUUGUGAACGAUCGGUUUCGUCAGAAGAAAUGUAAGGAUAUUCAAGUUGGUGAAGUUGUUAAGGUUUCAGCUGAUGAGACUAUUCCUUGUGAUAUUGUGCUUCUUUCGACUAGUGAUCCGACAGGUGUUGCUUACAUCCAGACUAUUAAUUUAGAUGGGGAGUCGAAUCUGAAAACACGGUAUGCAAAGCAAGAAACCCUUUCGAGAGUUCCUGAGAAGGAUAUUAUUAGUGGGUUGAUCAAGUGUGAGAAGCCCAACAGGAAUAUAUACGGGUUCCAAGGGAAUAUGGAGAUUGACGGGAAACGUGUCUCACUUGGCCCGUCAAACAUUAUUCUUCGUGGCUGUGUGAUCAAGAAUACUGAUUGGGCAGUAGGGGUGGUGGUGUAUGCAGGAAGGGAAACGAAAGCAAUGCUUAAUAACUCAGGGGCGCCAUCUAAAAGGAGUCGUCUUGAAACUCAUAUGAAUCAGGAAAUUAUGUUGUUAUCUUUCUUUCUUGUUACUCUGUGUGUAGUUGUUUCGGCUUGUGCUGGUGUUUGGCUGAAGCGCCAUCAAGAUGAGCUUGAUAUAAUGCCGUUUUAUAGAAGGAAAGAUUAUUCUGAGGGACAAGUAGAGAACUACAAUUAUUACGGUUUGGGGAUGGAGAUAUUCUUUACAUUUCUGAUGUCAGUGAUUGUGUUUCAGAUUAUGAUACCCAUAUCAUUGUACAUAUCGAUGGAGCUUGUGCGUGUUGGUCAAGCUUACUUUAUGAUCCGCGAUGACAAGAUGUAUGAUGCAACAUCAAACACUAGAUUUCAGUGUCGUGCAUUGAAUAUAAACGAGGAUUUAGGACAAAUAAAGUAUGUAUUCUCUGAUAAAACGGGUACGUUAACUGAAAACAAGAUGGAGUUUCAGUUUGCAAGCAUUUCAGGUGUAGAUUACAGUGGGGAGAAAACAGAAUUUUACGGUGAAGAAGGGGGAUACAGCAUUCAAGUGGAUGGGCAGAUAUGGAAGCCAAAGAUGAAGGUACAGGUUGACCCAAAUCUUCUUAAACUAUCAAAAAGCCGAAACGACACAAAAUCCAGCAAAGACAUAUAUGAUUUCUUCCUGGCAUUGGCUGCUUGCAAUACAAUUGUGCCUAUUGUUGCUAAUACAUCUAAUCCCAAUGAGAAGUUGAUCGAUUAUCAAGGGGAAUCUCCUGAUGAACAAGCACUUGUUUAUGCUGCUGCUGCUUACGGAUUUAUGCUCAUUGAGCGAACAUCUGGUCACAUUGUUAUUGAUAUUCAAGGAGAAAGACAAAGAUUUAACGUUCUUGGCAUGCAUGAGUUUGAUAGCGACAGAAAAAGGAUGUCUGUUAUAUUAGGAUACCCGGACAGCACAGUAAAGGUGUUUGUCAAAGGUGCAGACACCACAAUGUUUAAGGUUAUAGAUGAAUCCUUAAACUUGGAUGUAGUAAGAGCCACUGAAACCCAUCUUCAUUCAUAUUCUUCCAUCGGUUUAAGAACCCUAGUUGUGGGAGCGCGUGCGCUGAGCGUUUCAGAAUUUGACACGUGGCAGACAUCGUAUGAGAUUGCAAGUACUGCUUUAAUGGGUAGGGCAGGCUUACUUCGUAAAGUUGCAAUCAAUUUAGAGAAUAAUCUGAGUUUAUUGGGUGCUUCUGCCAUUGAAGAUAGACUGCAAAAAGGUGUUCCUGAAGCAAUCGAGUCUCUGAGGAAAGCCAACAUAAAAGUGUGGGUUUUGACUGGUGAUAAACAAGAAACUGCCAUUUCAAUUGGGUAUUCCUCGAAGCUUUUAACAAGCAAGAUGACACAGAUUGUAAUCAAUAACAACUCUAAAAUGACGUGUCAAAGGAGUUUAGAAGAUGCAUUGAUUAUAUCUAGAAAGCUUAUUAAUGUUACGCAUGCUUCUGAAGACGAUGCAAGUUCUGUUGCCCUAAUCAUUGAUGGAACAAGUCUCGUUUAUAUCCUUGACUCUGACCUUGAAGAGCAGCUGUUCGAGUUAGCCAGUAAAUGUGCUGUGGUCUUGUGUUGUCGAGUCGCCCCACUACAAAAAGCUGGUAUUGUAGCUCUAAUAAAGAACAGGACAGACGACAUGACCCUUGCCAUUGGAGAUGGGGCAAAUGAUGUUUCAAUGAUCCAAAUGGCUGACGUAGGAGUUGGCAUCAGUGGCCAAGAGGGUCGCCAAGCUGUAAUGGCAUCAGAUUUUGCGAUGGGCCAGUUCAGAUUCUUGGUUCCACUUUUGUUGGUUCAUGGUCAUUGGAAUUACCAACGCAUGGCCUACAUGAUCCUCUAUAAUUUCUACAGAAAUGCACUCUUCGUCCUUGUCUUGUUCUGGUAUGUGCUAUACACGGGUUUCACAUUAACCACAGCAAUCACAGAAUGGAGCAGUGUAUUAUAUUCAAUAAUCUACACCGCCAUACCGACAAUUGUUAUUGGGAUACUGGACAAAGAUUUAAGUAGAAAAUUGCUAAUGACAUAUCCUCAGCUUUAUGGAUCCGGACAGAGAAAAGAAAGCUAUAAUGUAAAACUAUUUUGGGUUACAAUGGCGGACACAUUGUGGCAGAGUGUGAUUGCAUUUUUUAUUCCAGUAUUGGCAUAUUGGAAAAGUGAUAUUGAUAGCUCAAGCUUAGGAGAUUUGUGGACACUUGCGGUGGUAUUUAUGGUAAAUAUUCACUUAGCUAUGGAUGUUAUCAGAUGGACUUGGAUCAGUCAUGCGUCAAUUUGGGGAUCUAUUAUUGCUACUUGCAUUUGUGUUGUCAUCAUUGAUGCUAUUCCAGUGUUGCCUGGUUAUUGGGCUAUCUUUUAUCUUGCAAGCAGCGGAUUGUUUUGGGUUUGCCUAGCUGGGAUUCUGAUAGCAUCCAUGAUUCCUCGAUUCAUCGUAAAGAUGUUUAUGCAGCACUGUAAGCCUUGUGAUAUUCAAAUAGCAAGAGAAGCAGAAAAGUUUCGGAAUUCAAUGGAGAUCACAAGAAGUGGAGAAAUAGAAAUGAACAGAUGACACAUUUCUUGUAUGUCACAUAUAUAUUGUAUUCGAAACUUCAUAUAUUCUUCAAGUUGAUGGAGCAAUUCUCCGUUUGCUUGUGUUGUGUAGUUUUCUGUCCAUUAUAGAGUAUUCAUUUGAGUAUGUAUUUGUAUCUUAUUGUUGGGAUCAUUUGUGCUUCAAUUUUUUAAAUCACAAAGUAUGAUAAUCCA
Molecule: messenger RNA, 4175 nt
Organism: Helianthus annuus (common sunflower)
Lineage: Eukaryota; Viridiplantae; Streptophyta; Magnoliopsida; Asterales; Asteraceae
Product: phospholipid-transporting ATPase 1
Exons: 7
Coding region: 442-3981 (1179 amino acids)
Biological process (GO): phospholipid translocation
Cellular component (GO): plasma membrane
Molecular function (GO): ATP hydrolysis activity; magnesium ion binding; ATP binding
Source: RefSeq, a predicted model, not a curated record